This is a messenger RNA of Peronospora matthiolae, 393 nucleotides long. Lineage: Eukaryota; Oomycota; Peronosporomycetes; Peronosporales; Peronosporaceae. The record is from the annotation of a GenBank genome assembly.
AUGAAGUGCACUGCUCUUGCCGUCACCGCGCUAGUUGCUGUAGCCAGCGUCGCCUCAGCUACUGACUACCAGCCGGCGCUCCGAGCCCUUGCUGCAUCGGAACCAGCUACACCCAGCACUGACACGAUGGCAGCGGGUCCUACCGAGCGACAUUCGCAUCCUGUUGAGGCUGCUGCUGAUGUAGCUCGGAAAACGAGCCUACUGCCGUCAUCGGUGCGGAAGGCAAGAACGGGUCCUACCGAGCGACAUUCGCAUCCUGUUGAGGCUGCUGCUGAUGUAGCUGCGGAAAACGAGCCUACUGCCGUCAUCGGUGCGGAAGGCAAGAAGUCCAAGGAGUUAUACUUGAUGCACCUCCCUUGCGUGCGUCUGUCGUGGCGUGUCUUCGUUGGUUGA